This is a messenger RNA of Rotaria sordida, 648 nucleotides long. NCBI's taxonomy places the organism in Eukaryota, Metazoa, Rotifera, Eurotatoria, Philodinida, Philodinidae. The record is from the annotation of a GenBank genome assembly.
AUGCCUAUUAAAGUUUAUGGAACGCCGACAUCGACCUGUACUCAACGUGUUCUUACUACUCUCAUAGAAAAGGGUCUCCCAUAUGAGCUUAUCAAAGUGAAUUUAGCAGCCGGUGAACAGAAAACUCAAGAAUAUUUGGACGAAAAACAACCGUUCGGUGUUGUGCCUGUCUUGAUUGACGAGGAUGGAUUCAAAAUCUACGAAUCACGAGCAAUCUGUCGCUACCUAGAGUUGAAAUACAAGGGCAAAGGUACUGAAUUGAUGCCGACCAACGAUGUCAAAGCUCUAGGUCUUUUUGAACAGGCGGCAUCGAUCGAAAUGUCUUACUAUGAUCCGUACGUCAGUGGUAUUGUCUUUGAGCGUCUCUUCAAAGGCAUGAAAGGUCUAGGUGAUCCAGAUGAGGCCAAGAUUGCUUUAUACAGAGAGCAGCUAAAUGCCAAAUUGGACGUAUAUGAGAAGAUUCUUUCCAAGCAGCCCUACUUGGCCGGACAAGACUUCACUUUGGCCGACUUGUUCCAUUUAUCCUAUGGAAAUCGUCUAGUUAAACUUAACGAAGGUCAUUUCUUCGAAUCACGACCACAUGUCAAAGAUUGGUGGAAUCGAAUUACUUCACGUCCAUCAUGGCAACAAGUUCUGGCACUGGCAUAA